Molecule: messenger RNA, 3441 nt
Organism: Acanthocheilonema viteae
Lineage: Eukaryota; Metazoa; Nematoda; Chromadorea; Rhabditida; Onchocercidae
Source: the annotation of a GenBank genome assembly
AUGUUCCGAAAAACGAAAACUCGUAGUAAUCUUCGUCAACGAGUACUAUCGGAUGAUGAUGAUGAUGGUGGUGGUGGUAGUGAAAGCGGUGGCGCUGGUUCCGGAAUAUCAACAGCAUCAACAAUCAGAGGAACAUCAAUCAGUGGAACGGUCAAACAACAGCAACAACAACAUGCGGAAAAGGUGAAUAAAGCAGAAGAGAACCAGGAACUACAGGCUGGUGUGGCUAGCCGAUUAGGUAAAGUUCUGAGUAACCCACCUGGAGCUUGUCGUUUCACCGAAGCUGGGAUAAACAUAUGUUUUGUGAUGUCGGAAGAUUUUCGUAUAUGCAAUAGACAUGGAAGCGAUGAUAUAACGGACUUCAAAAUCAAACGCAAAGAUCCUAACAAACGUUUGGAUAAGUUAACAAAAAAAGCUAAAUUGCGGCAGAAGAUGGACGAUGAAAUUACAGAGCAGGAAACUAAAAUAGUUGUCAAACAAAUCAAGCAAGAAGUGAGAAUAGAUGAACCAUCAGCGAGGAAUAUUAAUACUUACAAUAGUCAGCAACUGAAAACGAAAAAUGAACCCGAAGAAGAUUUGGAGCAAGAUUCGGUCAUAAGAAGUAAAUUUCCAUCUGCAUUUCGAGGGGAAAUUCCGGACGCGAAGACUGUUUAUGAGGCGCGGAAAAAACGAGAAAAAAUGCGUUUAGUCGGUUCUAAUGGACAAAUCCCACUGGAUGAUGUGCAACGGUUAAAGGACAAAUCCGUGGCACGUUCACGAUUAAUACGUGAAGAUGAAAACGAUCUAAGUGAUGAAGAUCCAGAAAGUGGAAGGUUUUAUUCGUUAAAAAGUUUAGCAGCAGAUGAUGAUGAACGACGCCGAAGUGAGCAUAUGAAUUUUCUCGCUCAUGAAGGAGGAGAGAGUGAUGGUGAUCACGAACAGUCCGAUGAGGAAGUAACACGAUGGGAAAGAGAACAGAUGAAGAAAGGAGUAUCAUCCCAUAAGGUAAUAUUUAUGGCGCUAGGUCGUGCAGUACUAAAACGAGAAAUUGCUAGAAUUACCGUCGUGGUGGAAAUGUUGGAACGUGAACGUGCAAAAAUGGAAGCAAUGAUGAAAGCCAUAAGAAGUAGUAUGGAAUUGCCACCCGAAAAUCGCGAACAAUUACCCAUGGAAAUGGAUAUAGAUUUUUCUGAAACUGAUGUACUUUCAGUGUCACACGCUGGGCGAGUAUCUGGCCAGACGACAGUUGUGACGUUGAGGGAAGUUCUUUCGAAGUUGCAGCAGCGCAAAAAAGAUGGAAAGGAAUCGCUAAACGCCCGCGAAGCGGAAUUUGAAAAGAUAAAUAUGCAGAUUCAAGAAAAUAAGGAAAUGAUUGGCAAACUUGAAAUGGAAGAACCACAGAUCAGAGAACGUUUCCAGGUUUAUCAGGAUAUGCGAGCAUACGCAAGGGAUUUAUUGGAAUGCUUGUCUGAAAAAAUAGAUGAAGUCAAAGACUUGGAAAAUCGAAUGGCUGAAAUUUUAGAUGGAAGGGCUCGAAGACUUCGAACACGAAGAAGAAACGAUGUGCAUGAUAUGUAUGAUGAAUGCUCGGCAGCUGCCGCCGGUCGACCACUGCAUCAACGAGCUCCUGAAAUCACACAAAGGGCAGCAGAACGAGAAGCAAGAAGGUCGCGCCGCCGUCGUAUGCGUGAAAAUACUUUAGAAGGUGUUUCACAUGAAGAAGGCUUGAGUACAGAUGAUGAAGAGACAAAUAGUGAGAUUGUGGCUUGCCAACAAUCGAUUGAUGAGAUCCGUGCAGCGGCGAAUACUGUAUUUGUUGAUGCACUUGAUGAUUUUUGUCGUAUUGAUCGAAUUCUGUCAAGAUUUAUUGACUGGUUAGCACAUGAUGAGGAGUCUUUUACCAACGCUUACAUUCAUCUUUGCAUUCCAAAGCUUAUCUCAUUAUUUAUUCGUUUGGAAUUAAUUGACUGGGGACCGCUUGAGAAUGACAGUCGUCCGGUGAAUUCGAUGCGCUGGUACGAAGAUUUAAUAACAUGUGCCGCAUCAAGCUCAAAUAUUAACGUUGAACAUCCUGUCGUUGUCUCACUUGUACCUCUGUGCAUUGAGAGGGUUGUUUUAUGGAAAAUUACAGAUCUGAUUCGUGAGCGAUGGGACCCUCUAUCGCAGCACCAGUGUCGAAAUCUGGGUUUCUUGCUCAGUCAACUGAUUGAUGAAUGUCCAACGCUAGUACCAAGUAGUCGGCCAGUGCAAAAACUUCUACAAACUAUAUGUCUACGAGCGCACGACGCUAUUGAUGAAGAUUUAUUUGUUCCCAUUUAUUCAAAGCAAGCUGUUGAAAAUGCUGCCACCGGCUGUAAAGCAUUCUUAGAUCGACAGACUUGGACUUCUGUUAAGCUCAUACGUUGUCUGAGCUACCUCUCUGUCGUUUUAUCUGAGGAAAAAAUGCGAGAGUUGGUUCUGGACGGUAUCAUAAAUCGAAUGAUGCCCGCAUUACAAUGCGCAGUAAUAUCUGAUCAAUCUAUGAUACGGAAAUGUCGAGCUUUGAUGAAGUUGGUUCCAACAGCAUGGAGGGAUAAUAGUACACAUAUUGCUCUACGAAAUUUCAAUGAUUUAUUAGGGAAAGUUGCCGAAGAACAUAAAAAUAAUAGAAUUAUGGAUUGGUCUCGAGCUGUAGUAAUUAUUGAACGAUUUGAUCGCAUGACUAGAGUGAACCUUUGUGAGCUACAGUUACUUCUUUUGAAUAUUGAUGAGACCAACUCACUAUUGGAUUCCACGAGUAAACGAGAUGUUUCACAGAAGAUUGAUCAGUUAUUGGAUAGCCUGCAACAAGUUCUGAAUGUGCGGUCUCAUCUAAGCAUAAUUGAUCGAGAACGUUUCGAUAUUCAUAUUGAACCAAUCCGAGUUCAAAUUCAGAGAGUUAUCAAUGCAGUGGAUAGGAUUGUUACUACUAAAACAUUGGAAAAGAAGAAUAUUUAUGAUGAUUUGUAUGAAAAGUCUUUAUUGCAAGAAAGAACAGAGGCAUAUGGAUUGCAAGAAGAGAAACAAAAAAUGAGAAAUUCAUUAUUUUUACAAGCAAAAGAAGCUAAGAUGAAUGCUAUAGAAAUUAAGAAAUUGUCCUGUGAUAUCAAAGAUUUGAAUGAAAUGAUGAUGCAACUUGCUCAGCUUGUUCAUACGCAGCACGAAGUUGUUGACAGCAUUGAGGAACACGUCGAAAAAGCUCAGACAGAUGUCCAUAAAGCUCACAAAAAUUUGAAAAAAGCUCAAGUUGCACAAACAGUGAAGUACCCAGUGAUAGCAGCCACCGUUGGUAGUAUUGCAGUGGGUAGCCCUGUGGGAUUCGUCGCGGGUUCAACAGUAGCCGGUAUUUUUGCCGCCUUUGGAGGCGCAAUUGCUGGCGUGUGCAGUGGAAAAUAUUUUCGUCAGAAGGUUCAGGAAACGGCCAAUCGGGCAAAUGGAAACUAA